Molecule: messenger RNA, 1296 nt
Organism: Talaromyces marneffei
Lineage: Eukaryota; Fungi; Ascomycota; Eurotiomycetes; Eurotiales; Trichocomaceae
Exons: 2
Coding region: 1-1296 (431 amino acids)
Source: RefSeq, a predicted model, not a curated record
AUGACCUCCACAAACGUCCUCCGAGAUUUCUCCUCCCACCUCACAUUCCGUAGCUGUGUCACAUGUACCACAGAACCAGUCUGCAAUUGUGCCGCCGGCGAAUCAUGUGUCGAAUCGAGUCGAACCUGUACAGAAUGCCCGACCACAACCUGCUUGCCAGUAGCAACAUCCACUCCCGCACCUAGUUCCGGUGGCGGCACACAUACUGGAGCCAUUGCGGGAGGAGUCAUUGGUGGUCUUGCUUGCAUCGCCAUCGGCGUAUUCCUCUUCUGGUGGUUCGUGAUUCGAAAGAGGCGCCAAGCACAGGCGGCUCAGCAGUCCGUCGAACCUUCCAUCCGUCAUGAACGCAGCAGAUCUAUGCAGUCAAUCGCAUCGACGGUCCUCACACGUGCUUCGAAUGUUAUCCAGAUCGCUUAUAUCCCUGGUGUCACCAAUCGCUCGUCUCCAGAAACCCCAGGAACGCUGGUUCCCCCUGUUCCCGCCAUUCCAAGCGCACACGCUUCUACCUACAGCAGUGACCAAUAUCUCUUCACACCGCGCGAUCUCCGCGACUCGCGAUACACUGCUACUAGUGAUCGUCGCAGUAUCGCUACUAGUCUAGCACGAAGCAGUGUUGCCACGACGAUUUAUCGGCAUGAUGCCAUUGUCAGCCCCAUCCCCGCUCAACAGGUUCGUGCUGCCAAAGCCGCCGUGGUCAGUGUCAAGACAGGCAAUAGCACACCUAGCGAUUCAGUUUCGUUGCGCACCGUCGAAGCACCCGCAGUUCCAGCCAUCACAGAGGCUCAGCUACAGAAAGCCGGCAAGAUGAAACCUCAACUCAGUUCCAUUGUUGCACGCUCUGUUGUUGCUCGCCCGGUGAAUGUCAAGGCUUCAGGAUCGAAGCCCAAGGUGCCUACAGUUUCAGAAGAAGAGGUUGCAUCGCAGUCUCAGCCUAAACAGCUAAAUAACUCGGAAUCCACGUUUGACGACUCGUCCGACGAUGACAGUGAUGCCGAAAUCAAUGAAAAGGGUCAAUCCAGUGCUGGGGACAAUAUUCAGAUUGCUUUCUCGUCGCCUAAUGAAGGCCCGUUCGCAGACUCGAAUAUAGCAGGAACCCCUAAAGUAACCGUCAGCACCGCCGCCAGCAUCGCGCCUUCGACUGCGACCGAAACAGUGUCGACCUCUCGCACCAGCAUGGACAGCAAUCAUGACCCACACCGACAAAGAACCAGCAUAAUGUUGGAAAACGCCAUUGCUCCUGGUGCCACCAUACAACGGUCACCGAGUCCAUUUGAUGACCAACAUGAAAUCAAAUAA